This is a messenger RNA of Aphidius gifuensis, 718 nucleotides long. RefSeq names its product tetra-peptide repeat homeobox protein 1-like. The coding region runs from base 81 to 644 and encodes 187 amino acids. The record is from RefSeq and is a predicted model, not a curated record. The transcript is spliced from 2 exons. NCBI's taxonomy places the organism in Eukaryota, Metazoa, Arthropoda, Insecta, Hymenoptera, Braconidae.
UCAAAAAGUAGCAUAAAAAGAAAAAUUAUCCAUAAAAUAAUCCAGUGACAGAUUUAGUACAGACUGAAUAGGUAUUAAUCAUGAUUCGAAAUACUUUAUGUCUAUUUGUUUGCGUAGCGGUAAUGAGUGUUAUCGUGUCAGCAAAACCUAAUUGGAAACCACCAUGUCCCUGUGGUAAACCAACUCCAGGGCCAACUCCAGGACCAACACCAGGUCCAACUCCUGGACCAUCACCAUGUCCAACUGAUGGUCCAACUGAAGGUCCAACUGAUGGACCGACUGAUGGACCAACUGAAGGUCCAACUGAUGGUCCAACUGAUGGACCAACUGAUGGUCCAACUGAUGGACCAACUGAUGGACCGACUGAUGGUCCAACUGAUGGUCCAACUGAUGGUCCAACUGAUGGACCGACUGAAGGUCCAACUGAAAAACCAACUGGAAAACCAACUCCAGGACCAACUCCAAGACCAACACCUAAACCACCAUGUUCUGUCUGUCAUCAUAAACAUGGACAUGGGUUACAUGGACAAGCUUCAGCUGGUAUUGGUGCAUCUGUAAAAGGUGGAAUAACUCAUGGUAUUAAACAUGGUCUAGCUAUGGGUGCAAGCGCUAAACAAAAUGCACAAGUUGGAUUUAAUAUUUGAUUCGCAAAAUCGAAUAAUUUAAAUUAUAAUCUGUAUGAUGAUAGAAAAAAAUGAAUAAAAAUAUUUUACUUUUA